AUGACGAAGCCUAAACAGGAGACUGAAAUAGAAGAGAAACACAUGUACACUGAGCCGGCCUCAACGUUCUUUCAUGACGUAGAAGCUUCUCAAACAAAUCACAGACGUGGAUCAUUAUCGCUGAAAGAUGAGAAGAGUAAGGAGAUGUACCCAUUGCGCUCCUUUCCCACUAGAGUCAAUGGCCAGGAUACCUUCUCUAUGGAGGAUGAUAUCCAGGACGAGGACGAAGGCGAAGUGCAGAACGCUGAAGUGAAAAGAGAACUUAAACAAAGACACAUUGGUAUGAUUGCCCUCGGUGGUACCAUCGGUACUGGUCUGUUCAUCGGUCUAUCCACUCCUCUAAUGAACGCCGGCCCCGUGGGCUCUCUGAUAUCUUAUUUAUUCAUGGGUUCGUUGGCUUAUUCUGUCACACAAUCACUGGGUGAAAUGGCUACCUUCAUUCCAGUCACAUCCUCUUUCACAGUCUUUUCGCAAAGAUUUCUGUCGCCUGCAUUUGGUGCAGCCAACGGUUACAUGUAUUGGUUUUCUUGGGCGAUCACGUUUGCCCUGGAGCUUAGUGUGGUUGGCCAAGUCAUUCAAUUCUGGACGUACGCUGUCCCAUUGGCAGCAUGGAUUAGUAUUUUCUGGGUAGUUAUCACUGCAAUGAACAUGUUCCCCGUUAAAUAUUACGGUGAAUUUGAAUUCUGGGUUGCCUCUAUCAAAGUCAUAGCCAUUAUCGGGUUUUUAAUCUACUGUUUUUGCAUGGUCUGCGGUGCAGGUGUCACCGGCCCAGUCGGGUUCCGUUACUGGAGACACCCAGGUGCAUGGGGCCCAGGUAUUAUCUCCAAGAAUAAGAACGAAGCAAGGUUCCUGGGCUGGGUUUCCUCUUUGAUUAAUGCCGCGUUCACAUUCCAAGGUACUGAAUUAGUUGGUAUCACUGCUGGUGAAGCCGCCAACCCAAGAAAAUCUGUUCCUAGAGCCAUCAAGAAGGUUGUUUUCCGUAUCUUGACCUUUUACGUUGGAUCCCUGUUAUUCAUUGGUCUUUUGGUACCAUACAAUGAUCCUAAAUUAACCUCAGCCACUUCUUAUGUCUCUACUUCUCCAUUUAUCAUUGCCAUUGAAAACUCAGGUACAAAAGUAUUGCCCCAUAUAUUCAAUGCUGUUAUCUUAACCACCAUCAUUUCUGCAGCAAAUUCAAAUAUUUAUGUUGGUUCUCGUGUCUUAUUUGGUUUAGCCAAAAACAAGUUGGCCCCAAAGUUUUUUUCAAGGACUACUAAAGGUGGUGUCCCAUAUAUUGCGGUUUUCGCCACUUCCAUAUUUGGUGCUUUAGCUUACAUGGAAACUUCGACCGGUGGUGGAAAAGUAUUCGAAUGGUUAUUAAAUAUCACUGGUGUCGCUGGAUUCUUCGCUUGGUUAUUUAUCUCGAUAUCACAUAUCAGAUUCAUGCAAGCUUUGAAAUACCGUGGCAUUUCUCGUGAUGAAUUGCCAUUCAAAGCCAAACUAAUGCCUGGACUAGCAUAUUAUGCUACUUUUUUCAUGAUAAUCAUUAUCAUCAUCCAAGGUUUCACCGCUUUCACACCAACAUUCAACGGUAUUAAUUUCCUUGCCGCGUAUAUCUCUGUUUUCCUUUUCUUGGCAAUUUGGAUUUUAUUUGAACUGAUAUUCAGAUGCAGAUUUUUCUGGAGAAUUGAAGACGUGGAUAUCGAUUCCGACAGAAGGGACAUUGAAGCCAUUGUAUGGGAAGAUCAUGAGCCAAAGACACUUUGGGACAAAUUUUGGAAUGUUGUAGGAUAA
Messenger RNA from Saccharomyces eubayanus, 1773 nucleotides. It is a transcript of the gene CAN1, whose product is annotated as arginine permease CAN1. Gene Ontology annotation, molecular function: amino acid transmembrane transporter activity. The transcript has a single exon. The record is from RefSeq and is a predicted model, not a curated record. Gene Ontology annotation, cellular component: membrane. Gene Ontology annotation, biological process: amino acid transmembrane transport. The coding region runs from base 1 to 1773 and encodes 590 amino acids. Lineage: Eukaryota; Fungi; Ascomycota; Saccharomycetes; Saccharomycetales; Saccharomycetaceae.